Salvia miltiorrhiza (redroot sage) is the source of this 2745-nucleotide messenger RNA. RefSeq lists its product as uncharacterized. The transcript has 2 exons. The record is from RefSeq and is a predicted model, not a curated record. NCBI's taxonomy places the organism in Eukaryota, Viridiplantae, Streptophyta, Magnoliopsida, Lamiales, Lamiaceae. The coding region runs from base 1 to 2745 and encodes 914 amino acids.
AUGCCCCGUUCUUCUCGUACAGGCGUAUUAGUUUUUGAUCCAGAAAUCGAGAAGACCGCACGAAAGUUGAAGAAGCAAGCUAAGGAGUGGAAAAAGAGAUCCAAUUCUGCUCCACCGAAUCUUGAGGAUCAAGAAGAAAUUGAAGUUCCAAUGGGUGACCGUAACAAUAGGGAUGAGGAAAACGAUAGAGAGAUCGUUGAUCCUCGACAGGAACCACCUCAACUGAUCAGAGAGUUAGGCCGUCAUAGAAGCAAUCGCCCUUUGUGCAUUGUCCUUCCUGCCAUUAAUGGCAACGCUGAAAUACGGCCUGGUUUCAUUCAAGUGCUACCCAAAUUCGGUGAUUUACCUGGAGAGAGUGCACACAAGCAUCUGGCUGAAUUUGAUCUAGUUUGCUCAACUCUACGCCCUCAUGGUUUUACUAAAAAUAAUUUGAGGCUAUUGACUUUUUCUCAUACUUUGCAGGGUAGAGCGAGAGAUUGGCUUUUUGAUCUUCCUCCUGGUUCGAUUAGAACUUGGGGAGAUUUAGAAGAACAAUUCUUGCGAAAAUUCUUUCCUGAGUCCAGAGCUGCAAAUUUGAGAAUGGCCAUUAGCAGCAUUAAACAGAAGAAGGCGGAGAGUCUAGCCGAUUAUUGGGAGAGAUUCCAACAGUUGUGUCGCAAGUGUCCUGAUCAUGGAUUUUCUGACUACCAAUUGCUUACUAACUAUUUUUAUCGUGGUAUGUCUUCUUUUGAUAGGAAAAUUGUUGACGCUGCUUGUGGUGGAAGCUUGACCAAUAAAACUUUGGACGAAGCAAAGCAACUCAUCGUUGACAUGGUUUCAAAUGGUCAACAAUAUGAGGAUGAGGAUGAUGAUCGUUAUAGGCCAGUGCAUAAAGUAGAAGAUUCCAACAUGAACGAGAGAAUUGAUGCUCUCACCUCUUUAGUUAGAGGACUUGCUGUCUCUAAAACUCAACACGUUCAAUGUGGAAUUUGCUUUGAAAAUAAUCAUCCUACUGAUGCAUGUCCAUCUCUGCAGGAUAAUAAUACUGAGCAAGCGUGCAUGGGAUCCGCUGAUGAGCAAGAGAUGAACGCACAAAGACAAAGGCGAAACGACCCUUUUUCCAACACCUACAAUCCAGGGUGGAGAAAUCACCCAAAUUUUAGGUGGAGACAGCAGGAACCAGGGAUGUACGCGCCGAAUCCGCCACAGGCUGGACAGUAUGCCCAUACCGCACGUCCUGCACCGAGUUCUGCACCUAAUAUGAACGAUAUCAUGAAGAGCCUCGCCCAGAGCAGUGAAAUUGUGAAGAAUUUGGUGCAAAGUCAGCAGGCAUUCCAGCAUGAAACUCAGGCAGCGUUGAGUAAUAUGGGCACACAAAUCACGCAGUUAGCCACUCAGGUGAACAAGCUGCAGGCGAAUCAAGGCCGACUUCCUUCUGUCACGGAGAUGAAUCCCAAGGAAAAUGCAAGUGCUGUAACUACAAGAAGUGGAAGAAUUCUAGCUGAGCCACAACUUAAGCAGCAGGACAAAGAUAAGCCCGAUGAAGCCAAGGACGAUGCAAUUAGUGAAAAGUCACCAGAAUCCACCGAGCCUAGCUCUUCUAAGGUAAGUGGAAAACCUAAGGUUUCAAUUCCUCAAUCACUGACUGCACCACCUUUUCCUUCUAGGUUGGCUCAGAACAAGAGAAUUGAAGAAGAGAAGGAUAUUCUGGAAAUCUUCAAGAAGGUAGAAAUAAACUUGCCCUUGCUUGAUGCAAUUAAGCAAGUUCCCAGGUACGCAAAGUUUUUAAAAGAGUUAUGCUCUAAGAAAAUAAAGUUUGGGAAUGAUGCGAGAAUUCGAGUGAGUGAGAAUGUUUCUGCUGUUCUGCAAAGAAAAUUGCCCCAAAAGUGUCGAGAUCCUGGUAUGUUCACCAUUCCAUGCAUUAUAGGUAAUAAGACUGUUGAGAGAGCUAUGCUAGAUUUAGGAGCAUCCAUAAAUGUCAUGCCUUAUUCUGUGUAUAAGGAUUUGCAAUUAGGACCUUUGAAAGACACUCGUGUUAUCAUUCAGUUAGCUGAUAGGUCUACUGCAUAUCCCGAAGGUGUUGUUGAGGAUGUCCUUGUCAAGGUCAAUGAUUUGAUUUUUCCUGUGGAUUUUUAUAUUGUUGAUAUGGAUGAUUCUGCCUCUGCUAAGCAAUCCUUGAUUCUUUUAGGGAGACCAUUCAUGAAAACUGCUAAGGCAAAAAUUGAUGUGGAUAGUGGAAUGCUUAGCCUUGAAUUUGAUGGAGAUAUUGUCACAUUUAAUAUUUUUGAGGCUAUGAAGCAUGUUGAGGAUCCUGAAUCUGUGUUCAUGAUUGAUGUUAUUGAUCCUUUGGUUGAGGAAUUUGUUGAGAAUUUCAGGGAGGAUGAGCUUGAGCAUGUUAUUUUCAGUUCCCUAACUGAAGAGAACUCCAAAACUGAGGAGAAUGAAGCCAUUAGAGAGAUUAUCAUGCAGCUGUACUCAACGGAGGAAAUUCCAGUUCGGCACCUGUCAAGCAGGAUGCCCAUACCGACCAGCACAAAACCGAUUUUGCCCUCUGUUGUGAAACCACCGAAGCUGGACUUGAAGGUACUGCCCCAGCAUCUGAAAUAUGUGUUUUUAGGAGAGGAUGACACGCUGCCAGUGAUCAUCAGCAAUGAACUCAGUGCAGAACAAGAGCCGAUAUCAAAGGUAUUAGUCCCUCUACUUGCAUGCAUAGAAUCUUACUUGAACCUAAUAGUAAACCAUCUAGGGAUCCUCAAAGAAAAUUGA